Messenger RNA from Bacillus rossius redtenbacheri, 5582 nucleotides. RefSeq lists its product as uncharacterized. Bases 3495 to 5168 code for a protein of 557 amino acids. The transcript has 4 exons. Gene Ontology annotation, molecular function: nucleic acid binding. The record is from RefSeq and is a predicted model, not a curated record. Gene Ontology annotation, biological process: DNA integration. NCBI's taxonomy places the organism in Eukaryota, Metazoa, Arthropoda, Insecta, Phasmatodea, Bacillidae.
UGAAUAUGUUCUGUGGUGCAGCUGUCACUGGUCACUGGUAGUAUUACUCUGUGAGGUGUGUUUCGGGCGUUUUAUUGUUUGUUUUUUUGGUGUUAGUACGUGUGAAACGUUUUUGAUCUGGGUGACUUUCACGGAACUAAUUUAGAUGUCAGCGCUGUUUAGAGUGACAACACUUGGACAUGUACAUUUACAUGCAAAGAUGCUGAGCACUGCAAUAUUUUACAACAGGCGCAGACUAUUUUCAGUCACUCAAGCGCAGCGGCACAAGAAUUUUGGUCACAAAGAUGAAUCAACACCAUUGUUGACAAAACUAUGGCACACUACCGUCGGAGGUCUUUUUGUAGGAUCGUUAUUAGAUUGGAAUAGGUUUUUUAAUUACUGCUUUCCAAAAAAAGACAACAUUGGUGUGAAUUCUUCAGAGACCAUUCGUCCACUUAGACCUGAGUGUGUAACAGAGAUAUGAACUGCCUUCGUCACAGCUGCCAAAGAGCUACUCAAGACUGAUGGUGAGAAACUGUGCCAGGACUGUAAACAAAGUGUGAAAUAAGUGAGUGCUAAAUGAAGCUACUGUAAUCAUAAAAUAUUUUGGUGAGAAAAAAAUGGAAAAUGCUUAAUUUAUUUGUAGCAAUAUUAAAAUUUAAAAAGUUUGUUUCUUUUUUAAGCAUUUUCAUUUUAUGUACCAUGUUUAUAUUAUGUGUACAUAUCUCUAUUGCUGCAUAUGAGCAAGUUUCUUUUGAUAGAUAAGAUACUAUUUUUAUAGUAACUUGUGUGGUAUAUACACUGGCAGUGCUUAUGACUUUAAUGCUGAAUGAAAAGUAUCACUAACACCAUUCAUAUUAUAAACACAUGGUCACAAAUUUUCUAAAGAUCAUUAAAGUGAUGAAAAAAGUAAUGAAACUGAAGGACUCAAUAUGAAAGUCAUGAAAGUAUCCUAAAAUAAACAGUAAUGGUACUAAAGUCACAAAACACUAAUAUGCAGCAGCCUUUUGGUUACUUUCAUUUUGUUUUUUGUUGCCUCACUUCAGUUUAUAGUUGAACAUUAAACAUAAAUAAUUGGAGACUGUCGUGUAGGACGUGUAGUGGAGAGGUUAGUGGCCCUGCGUGUCGUCAGCAAGAUGGUGCUUGUGAGGUCAUUCGGUUGAGUGGGUUGAUAUCGGGUUCGGGAGUGGAAGGACACAAGAACAGGAUGUCGAACAGCGGGCGAAGUGCUAACAGCAUGUCACGAAGGACACAAUAGUGGCGACGAGGAUUUCUAUUUUACGACCCGGGCGUCCAUGCGGGGGAAAAAAGAAACAAACACUGCGAUGGCGAUGUUUCCCGUGUUUGGAGAAUUCGUUGCAGGGUGUGACACGUGGCACACGUAUUCGGAACUUUUGGGAUAUAAUUUUGUGGUAAACAAAAUUACAUACAAUAAUGAAAUAAGGGCGAUAUUUAUUACUAUUUGUGGAUCAGAGCUUUAUAACCUCGUGACCUCAUUAGUGGCUCCAAUACCAACGUCCGAAGUUGCAUUUCCCGACAUUUUGGCGGUACUCACACAACACUGCGAACCUAAACCAAGUGAGAUCAUGGAAUCAUUCAAAUUCCAUACAGAAAUCAGCACGAAAGAGAAUCUGUGGCAGAAUUCGUGGCAUACUUGCGACAGCUUAGCAUCCACUGCAAUUUUGCAGAUUUAGAUUGCAUGUUGCAGGACAAGGUGGUGUUUGGUGCUCGUGAUACAAAGGUGGAACACACACUCCUGACAAAAGACAACUUAACGUUUAAGGAGGCGGUUGAGUUGGCAACAGCUGCGGAAGCCACAGGCUGCAAUGUCCAUGAUAUACGAGCACAGCUGGGCCCAACUGCGGGGGCAGUGCUGAAGGUUGGGUGCAUCAGGUAUGACAAAAAAGAGAUUAGGGACAAACAGAAGUGAAGCCCAAUUCAGGUGGACCAACAACCUGCAGCUAACAGGCACGCUUGCUGGAGGUGCAACGGGACCAUAGCCCAAACCACUGCCGACACACUCAGACAGUGUGCAAUUUUUGUGCUAGAACAGGGCUCCUAGAACGAGCGUAUUUUACAAAGAAGAGGAAGGGGAAUGCAGGAGUGAACAGUGGAUCGCGAGACCGGAAGGAGAUGGGCAAGUCUGGGAAGCAUGCCACGGACAUGGCUGGGACCUACAAAUUGAAAAACCAACCCGACUCUGGAGAAGAGGAUGAAUCAGCAGUUUACAGCGUGUUUCAGACAACGGCUAGUAGGUGUACAAGUGAACCCCCUAUAUCCUAAAUGUGUGGCUAGAUGGUCAGAGACUUCCAAUGGAGAUUGACACAGGAGCAAGUUUCUCAAUUAUCAGUUUCGAUACAGGUCUACAGAGAUUGUGGCCGGACCUACCAGCACUAGCAGAUGCAAACUUAGUCCUGCAUACUUGGUCACAGGAAAGAUUGGGAAUCAGGGGAACCCGAGAAGUAUUGGUAAAGACAAAGUCUAGGCAAUGUAGACUACCAGUUUUAGUGGCUGAAGGGAAGGGACCAAGUCUCGUGGGCAGGAAUUGGUUAGAACCACUUGGAAUCAAAGUGGAGGGCAUUUUCCAACUAAUACACCAAGUAAUACCACAUGCAGUGCAGCACAAUGCACUGUGUGGAGUUGGGAAAAUACGUGGGGCCCCCAGUAACUAUGGAGCUGGAAUCUGGAGCCACACCAGUUUUCCGGAAGAGUCGGGGAGUACCAUUCGCAUUGCGGGACUUGGUGAGUGCAGAUUGACAGACUAGUCAAUCAAGGAGUGUAUGAGCCGGUGGAAUUCUCCAUUUGAGCGACACCUAUUGUGCCCAUUCGUAAGGCAAAUGGAAAGGUCAGGCUCUGAUGGGACUAUAAAAUUACAGUGAACAAAGUAUGCAAAGCCAACAUCUAUCCAUUACCUACAACUAAUGAAGCUUUUGCUAGCUUAGCUGGAGGGGCAGUUUUUACGAAGCUGGAUUUAGCAGAUGCCUACUGCAUCAGAGAGGCACAGAUACCCACAGGCAAGAAGGUACUGUAGGCAUGUUUAGGUAUUUUGAAUUUUUAUGAAAGAUUCCUGCCUAAUAAGGCCACGGUCCUGGUGCCCUUACAUUGCCUCUUGGACACGGGAGCAGAGUGGUUUUGGAAGCCAGAGCAUACAGAGGCAUUGUGCAAGGCGAAGAACCUGUUUCAAUCUGAUCAAGUGCUGACUCAUUAUGACUUGAAUAAGCCUCUCACGCUGACAUGCGAUGCAUCUAACUAUGGAGUAGGUGCAGUGUUAGCACAUGUCACAGAUGAUGGAAAAGAAGUGCCUGUGGCUUUUGAACGUCAUGAGAGAAACUAUUCUCAGCUAGAUAAGGAGGCACUGGCCGUGAUGUUUGGGGUUACCAAAUUCCGGCAAAGUGUAACCGCCCGUCAUUUCACAAUUGUGACAUCACAAGCCGCUGCUGCGAUUGCUGGACCCCAAGCGGCAAACCCCAGACAUAUUAUCCCCAUGUCUUUUGCGGUGGAAUCUAUGGCUCUCUAUGUUUGUGUUUCAGAUAAUUUACAUGCCUGGUAACAGGAUACCUCAUGCAGAUGCCCUCAGCCAGUUACCUAUGGCCACAGGAAAUGUGCAUAUACCAACAGUGGGCGAUGUGCUCAUGCUCACGGCCAUGCCAGAUCCGCCAAUCGAUGCACAGACACUGGUUUGGCUGACGACCACGGACCCCAUCCUUUGUCGAGUCAAGCAGCUCACAAGCCAAGGUUGGCAGGGAAGACAUGUGAGAACUGAGGAGUUUCGGUCAUACUGGAAUAGGCGAGAGGAGUUAUCCUUGCAAGAAGGCUGUCUCCUGUGGGGCAAUAGGGUGAUCUACCCAGAGGCGCGCUGCAGGGAACUGUUGAUGGUUCUCCAUGCCGCACAUAAUGGUAUUGUAAAAUCCAAGAUGAUCGCCCGAAGCUAUAUGUGGUGGCCAGGAAUGGACAGGGAUAUUGAGCAGAUGGUAGGGCAAUGCGCUGACUGCCAGCAGCAGAGAGCCAACCCACCCAAAGUGAAGGAGGUAAAAUGGGCAAUAGAGAAGGAGCCAUGGAUUAGGCUACAUAAUAAGUCUUUCCAGGGUCCUUUCCAGGAAAAAGUCUUCCUCGUUUUAGUGGAUGCACACUCCAAAUGGUCGGGGGUGAGGAGGAUGCAUAGCAUGUCGUCAAGUGCAGUAAUCCAGGCGCUGCGAGAGAUCUUCAGUUGUCAUGGGAUUCCUCAGUACCUGAUUUCAGACAAUGGGACAGCUUUCGUGUCCCGAGAGAUGGAAGAAUUUCUGCAGAAGAACGGGGUGGCACUGCAGCGAACACCUCCAUUCCACCCAGCCACAAACGGUCAAGCAGAGCGCAUGGUACAGACAGUGAAGAACAAACUGCAGAAAAUGGGAGGAUGCGAUUGGCACACAGGAGUUGCGCGAAUGUUGUUGGCAUUGUGUACAACGCCACUAGGUGACUCACAUAAGACACCAGCAGAACUCCUAAUGGGGCGAUCAUUGAGAACGGUGUUGGACCAGAUACGUCCCAAUCCCACCUUGAAACGAGAGGAGACCUUAAAUGAAGUCACAAACUGCCACAUGCGCAUGCAUUUCUCAGUGGGGCAGCGGGUGCUUCUUCGAGACUACAGGGGGACUCGUAAGUGGCUACCAGGAACAAUUAUAGCUAAACAAGGGCCGGUGACAUACACUGCCCAAGACGAGAAUGGCUACACAUAUAGACGUCACGUGGACCAAUUGCUGAGAAGCAAUGUAGCACAUCCAGUACACCAAGCAUUUCCAUCAACAAGCAGCGAUGGCAGUGCAUGGACCAGACGUGGUGGUGCCACCCUGCGCCAGCUUAUGCAGACAGGCGAGACGGUUUUGAGAGAGCCGGCAAAGGUAUCAGUAACCACACACAGGUGCACUGUUUCGACACAGCCAGCGAGGGAACCAGUGUCCAGACAGAAACAACCGGCAGAGAAUCUGGAGCAGAAGGGUAUGCACCAGCAGCUGGCCGGACUAUCCCCAGUAGGAGCACCAACGCCAGUUCACGGCAACCUUCCUUUCAGGGGGUUUGUGCACCCUGACUACCAGGGACGAGAGCAACGGGAGGGACUGCGUUUGGAGCUGGUACACACACAGCCAACUCGGAGUUUGAGCAGGGCAAGGAAGGUACCCAGCAGGCUGCAAGACUACGUGUGGGGAUCUUAAGGGGAGAAGUUUGUUGUAGGACAUGUGUAGUCUUCAGCAAGAUGGUGCUUGUGAGGUCGUUCGGUUGAGUUUGUUGAUAUCGGGUUCGGGAGUGGAAGGACACAAGGACAGGAUGUCGAACAGCGGGCGAAGUGCUAACAGCAUGUCAGGAAGGACACAAAAGAGACAUUCCUCUUAAACUCAUGUGGAAAUUAGGUAUCUAAGUAAAGGUUUCAGCUUUCUAAAAAUUGGUAUGAUGCUGCGACGAGCACUAUUUUGAUAUAUGUUUAAAUAUGUACAACUAAUUAGUCUGCGAUUUAAAUAAAUGCAUGUGUGUACUUAUGUACGCGCAUUAGAAGUUAUACUUACUGGGCAUGAUAAAAAACUAACUUCAAUUUUGUAUGCAAAUUAUUAAUAGAAAUAAAAUAAUAAAAG